AUGGGUGCUCUCGUUGAUGCUAGAGAGAUCAAUGGAUCCGACCUGAUCGCUGCCCUCCGCCUUUCUCAGCAGGCGCCUGGGCUCCUAGGCAAUGGUUCUAAGAAAAACACAACCCCUUCAUCGUCAUCGACAGGGACCGCAGAGGAAUAUGGACAGAUCGAACAACUGUUCCUUGCCUGUCUACGGACUGGCGAUGAUCAAUCUGCUCAGGCUUGUCUCGAUCGUUUAAGUCUCCGGUUUGGUCCGUCCAAUGAGAGGGUGAUGGGACUCCAGGGUUUAUAUCAGGAGGCGACGGCCAAGGAUCGCUCUGCACUGGAGAAAUGCUUGAAAGGAUACGAGAAUAUUCUUAGCGAGAACCCGGUUAAUGUGCCCAUUCUUAAACGUCGUGUCGCUUUAUUACGCUCCCUGAACCGAACCUCUGAUGCGAUCGCCGCCCUCAUCCAAUUUCUUGAUGCCAUACCCACCGAUGCUGAGGCAUGGUGUGAGCUAGCAGACCUCUACCAGGCUGAGGGACUUGGCGCCCAGGCCAUCUUCAGUCUUGAGGAGGCACUCUUGAUUGCUCCCAAUGCAUGGAAUAUUCAUGCCCGACUCGGGGAAAUACUCUACGUCGGUGCCUCGGCUCCUGAUGGAGCUCGGCUUGCAGGCAAGUCGGUUCAACAUUUUUGUCGAAGCAUCGAACUCUGUGAUGAUUAUUUGCGAGGUUUCUACGGCCUGGCAUUGGCCUCCUCCCGCUUGUUAAACACUGGCUAUGAGAGUCCGUCGGACUCGACGGCACCUUCGAAACAGACCGCUGAGCGGCUGUACCGCUUCGCCCUCCAAAGAUUGCGGGACAUUGUCCAGUCCCGGGCUGUUGACGAUCAACAUUGGGCAUCUAGCCGCAGUGAACUCAUUGCGGCCCAGGCGUUACUAAAUCGGUUUGAGCAAACCCCAUGA
Molecule: messenger RNA, 933 nt
Organism: Penicillium angulare
Lineage: Eukaryota; Fungi; Ascomycota; Eurotiomycetes; Eurotiales; Aspergillaceae
Exons: 4
Coding region: 1-933 (310 amino acids)
Biological process (GO): protein folding in endoplasmic reticulum
Cellular component (GO): EMC complex
Molecular function (GO): protein binding
Source: RefSeq, a predicted model, not a curated record